GGUCCAGCUGCAAACAUCAGCGGUGUCACGGUGUUAAAAGCGCUCUUACUGACGAUUCCUCACAAUUAAUUGGCUGAUAAUGAGGCUAGUUAUGAUGUAAUCUCUGUCCCUACCUCUCUCCUGCGCGCAGACAGCCCCCUCCUUCUCUCUGCCGUUUCCCCACCUCUUUCUCUGUCUUUCUCUCCUAUUCUAACCAACAUGGCCGCUAAGUCGGAUGGAGCAGCGGUGUCUGUGGAGGAUGACAACACGCCCAGGAGCCUCUCGGAGCCGGGGAACCCCGCCGCCCGGCCCCGCUGCAGCGCCACGGGCGGGAAGCCCUACACGCUGCUGGACUGCUGCUGGGUGCUCUGCGCGCUGCUCGUCUUCUUCUCCGACGGCGCCACAGACCUGUGGCUGGCCGCCGACUACUACCUGAGAGGCGACUACUGGUGGUUCGGCUUGACGCUGGUCUUUGUCGUGGUGCCGUCCGCCGUCGUGCAGGUGCUGAGUUUCAGGUGGUUCAUGUAUGACUACACGGAGCACGGCGGCGCGGACGGAUCCGCGAGCGGCAGCGGGGGCUGCGCGGCAGCGGCGGGCGGUGCGGCGGCAGCGGGCGACAACGCGUUCAGCACCAAGGACAGCGACCAGCGCGGAGCGAGCGCAGCGGCAGCGGGAAACGCCGCCAACGCCACCCCGGUGUACACCUCCUCCAGCCUCCCCGCCGCGGCUGGGAGGGUCGGCACCCCCCGGAGGUGCUGCACCAUCUGCAUGUGGGUGUUUCAAACGGUGCUUCACGUCCUCCAGCUGGGGCAAGUCUGGAGGUACAUCCACGCCCUCUACCUGGGCGCCCAGAGCCGCUGGCACAGCAACGGGCCCCGCCGCCACUUCCACUGGAGGCUGAUGUUUGAGAGCGCUGACAUCACCAUGCUCCGCCUCCUGGAGGCCUUCCUGAAGUCAGCCCCACAGCUUGUUCUGCAGCUGAGCAUCAUGAUCCACGGAAACGCCGUCCUCCCUCUGCAAGGCCUGUCGGCUUCAGCCUCCCUGGUUUCACUGGCCUGGAUGAUCGCCUCCUACCAAAAGGUUCUCCGGGACUCUCGUGACGACAAGCUGCCCAUGUCCUACAAGGCCGUGAUCGCUCAGAUGCUCUGGCACUUCUUCACCAUCGGGGCGAGGACUGUAGCUUUCGCCCUGUUCGCCUCCGUCUUCCAGCUCUACUUUGGCAUUUUCAUCGUCAGCCACUGGUGUGUCAUGACCUUCUGGAUUAUCCAGGGUGAGACAGACUUCUGCAUGUCUAAGUGGGAGGAGAUCAUCUACAACAUGGUCGUGGGCAUCAUCUACAUCUUCUGCUGGUUCAACGUCAAGGAGGGCCCCAGCCGGUUCCGCAUGGCGCUCUACUACUCUGUGACGCUGGCUGAGAAUGUGGCUCUUACAGCCGCCUGGUACACCUACCGCGGCCCACAAACCACGGACUCCUCCGCCCUGGUGGUGGUUUGCCUGGUGGCCUGCAGCUUUGCCCUCGGAACCUUCUUCAUGUUGGUGUACUACUGCUGGCUGCACCCAGACGGGCCUGUUCUCGGCUCCCAGUGGGGAGGAUGCGUGGAUGAGGGUGUGGUGGGCGCAGGAGGGGUGGUGGGGGUGAUUGACGCUUGCCUUACUCCAUCCCAAGGUUCCCAAACAGACAUGGUCAUCACCAGUCCGCCAAGGACUCUGCCCAGGACUAAAGACACAGGGGAGCCAGUUCCUGGGGAGAGGGAGAGAGACAGGGACAGCUGUCUGCCUGUCUUCCAGGUGAGGCCCUCCCCUUCCUCCUCUCCUGCUCUCCUUCAUAGGAACUCCUCCUUAUCCCGCGCACAGGAGGGGCCUGUAAUUAGGAUUGAUCUACCGAGAAAGCGAUACCCAGCCUGGGAUGCACACUUUAUCGACCGGCGUCUCCGCAAAACCAUUCUCCUUCUGGAGAACACAUCAGCUGUCAGCCCACGCAUCCAAUACAGGAGUAGCAUGAUGGGCAGCAAAGAGGUAUUAGAAUACGAGACGACUGUUUAGGCCAACUGAGGCUCUCAAACUUUAAAAAGCAGUCUGAGACCAAGGCUCAGACUGGGAUUGGUCCUCUUUGUAGGACCACCAACACCAGGAGAUGCAUGACAGGAAGACAGUGCAUCGGUCAGGUCUUGGAGAAGAGUUUGUAAGAAGCUAACUGAAAAAUGUGACGUGCAAUCUGGGACCAAGAGGGUUGAGGAGUACGUAGCAAAAUGAGCCAUGGGAAGCUUCAGGAGCAACACUGGACUGGGUUCAUCUCCAUUUCCGUACGAUGACUUGGAGAGGAGAUUUUCAGUCUCAGAGCUGGGACCAACGAGCGCAAGAUUUGCUUUCAUCCAGGAUGGCCACUUCAACAUCUAAGACCUCAUGGAAGAGAAGGAGAAUGCAGAGUCCUCUGCAUGAUUUUAAGCCUCGGAUCCCAAAGACACGACAGAGACUUGUGUAACAUAAUAAAACAGUUGUUGCUGGUAGAUGCAUGGGAUGUGAAAACAUUUUGGUUUGUUGAAAAAAAGACAAAAAAAAAUGGAACGUCGUUGAUAAUGAAGUUUGAUGAGUGAUUUGCCAAUCAAAGAUGUCAAGGCAUCUUACUUGUAGACAAUUUCGUUUGAAGUCCAGGUUAUGGCAGGAAAUUUCUGUACCUCCAAAUCACAAACACAUCGAGGAGUGCUUCAUGAGUAGGAAAGUAGAAAAGCACAGUGACCUUGAAACAACACAUAAUUCUGCCAUCCCACCAUGCUCUCUGAAAUUUGGGAAACUCUCACAAGCGUGUAGUGGUUGUUCUAUAAGCUCCAAUUUCAUUGAUUCACAAUGCAGUGUAGAUCCAGAAGUGCUGUACGCCUGAUAAGUAACUACCAUCUAUAUGUUCCAAUAGCAGUCAUAGAAAAAUUCUCACUGAUGUAACGAUAAUACCCAUACUAGGAAGGAGAUUAGAAAAAGGGCGAGUUGAUGAGCAACUUUUGUAUUGGCCGCCAAGAAAAUGGACACUGCAUCUCUCUCCUGUUGUUUCUGUUAAGAUAAAUACAGAUGUCAAAUACUGUACAAGCUCUUAUAGUAAGCAGUAGUUAGGUGAUGAAUCCGUUUGGAAGACGAAUCGUCAUUUACUCGUAGAUAUCGUCCACUGUUUGGAAAAACUCAAACUAUACAAAGGAAAGUAGGAGCAACUAUCACCCUCCUGUGAAAGUGUUUUCAGUUGAAAGUUUGCUCAAAAGCUGUUAACAAAAGAGGUAAAACACGCUCAAGGCAAAUAGUAAUGUUUUGUUUUGACAUUUGUCUCAAAAGAUGGUGUUUUCCAUUCAGAAAGGCUCCUUAAAAAAGUGUCAAAAUGAAUCCUCCACAGCAUUUUGCAGACGUUGCUGAGAUUUGAGUUUCCUCCCUGUGGCAGUGAAGGUAAUUAGCAUACACACUGUCAGCUCCAUAGACUGUAUAUUAUAAGUGGAUGUGGCCACUGAACGUGAGUUGAAAAAGCCAAUGAGGAAGUGCCUUAAAGUGCAGUAACAGUUUAUGGUUACUAAGAAUUGGCAUCAAACUGUUUGCUUAACAUAUUGUUAGGUGAUUGAGGAGAUUUUCUGUUAUAUCAAUAUUUCUGAAGCAUUUUCUUAAUUUUUUUAAAGGGUCCAAACAAUUCAAAUGGAAAUUUUUUUUAUUUUUUUUUCCAAACUCCAGUUACGGCUAAAAGAAAGAUGUUGCAGUGGUUUUAUCCAUUUCUUCUAUGCAGUUUGUGUUUUUGUUAUUCUGUGAUGUUUAUACUGUAACUUUUUUUCUACAUUUUGUCUUUUUUGGUCCAAUAAUAUCUACAUGUCUAUGGACACUCAUCUUUUUAACCAGAGAUCAACAUUACUGAUGUUGCCAAAAGAGCAACGUAACACAACAAACGAUUUGAAACGGAUACGGAACGAGAUUUAUCUUCUGCUGUCAGGGUUUAUCUACAUUGUAUGAGCCUGCUUUUAUGUUAGCGCUUUGCACAGGGAAUUGAAACUGUGACAAAUAUCAACAACAAGCAAAUAAAUAAACAGGAGUUGAGAGUCAGGUUAGAUCUGACGAAAAAUCCCUUUAGCUUCUGUCACAAACACCAACAGUCGACUGAUUGAGAGAGCGACUUCAUCGGUCAAAGAGUACAAACGGUUCAUUUGAAGGUUUAAAAUCAGGUUAAUGAUCAGCAAGGAGGCCUAAAGAAAGAACAAAAAAAAAACACAGAUUAAAGUUAACAUCUUAUUUUUUCACAACUUUUUUUUUUUCUUGAUGCUUUUCUUUGAAGUUUUAAUCAAAGACUUUCUUUCCUUUCUUGUCAAGCUUUUUGGGUUAUUCUGCUCAUGUUUUUUUUUUUCUUGUUUUCUGUGAACUUGUGGGAAGUAGAGUGGCACAAAUCAUCUGCAGUAGACUAUAAAGCUCCUCGUUUAGCUAGGAACAAGGAGCAAGCUAUGCAUAAGGAUGAUAGAAAACAACUGUUUUCUUUUUAAUUCAAAAGUAAAUUAAUGUUUCGAUACAAAAAAUAUUUACAGUUGGCAGUAUCAGUCAGUAAAAGCCAAACUAAAUGAGGCUGUGUGGAAAAUUUUAAUGUAAAAGAAUGGGAUGGAGUCAGAAAUCUAAAAAAAACUUGAAGUUGGCAUUCAGUCAAAAAACUACGCAUUUUUCCUAAAAUCUUAAUUAAGCAUGAACCCUAAUAAAAAGAUGGGUUUUUCUUAAGGUUGUAACAAUAAAUCGUUGAAUUGAUUUUUAUUCCUGUAAUCCCACCAGAUGAAUCUGUCUGAGCAGGGCCUACCCUGGGCAUAGGCAACCUAGGCAGUCGCCUAAGGCACCAUCUGCUGAAGGGGCCCCAAAUUGCAAUAAUUUUUGUUUUUUUAUUGUUUAAAACACCUCUCAUUUUAUGUUAAAAUGUUUUUAAAAAAAGGUAAUAAUUAAAGCUAUGAAUAAAAUAACUCAAAAGUGCAGGAAUCAUGUUUUAGCUAGGCAGGCAUCAAUCAAAUUGAAUCAAAUUGACCUAAAAAAUAUUAAAGAAUCGGUUCAAAACGAAAGCAAGUGAUUGUCUCAAUACUGGAAAAUAUCAGUAGAAAAAAAACAACCAUCACAGUAGACAAAACAUCUGAUGGCAGCAAAAAUGAUCAAGUUAAUAUUACAGUCCAAUGUGUGGAAACCUUUUGAAUCUUACAGUCAUGUGACCAUACAUGGUCACAUCUAUGGUCACAUGAGGAGCAAACAGCCACUUUUUCGGAGUGGAUUUCGGAUGUCGGUUCGGACCGUGGACACGUUGACACUCGGGUGCCAUCUCAUCACAGGCUUCCCGUCCGGUCCCACCAGAAACUUCUCAAAGUUCCACUUGAUGUCGCUGAGCAAACAGCCACUUUAAAAUAGUAAUAAGAUUAUAAAGGCAUGCCCAGCAGGUCAUCCCACUCAAAGCUGCAGCUUUGUUUAUCAACAACACUCGCUUCUUCCUCUGUUUCCGGUAUUUUAGAUACUUCUGCGCAUUUCAUAAUGAGAAUGUUCUAAAAAUCUUUUCUUUGAUUUAUUUGGAUUUGGAAAAACAAUAGUGGAUUGAACUUUAUGAAACUAAAAUGUCUUACUUGUUUGUUUGUACACACUGUUCAGUACCAGGUAUUCAUCUCUGAGUCGCACUGGUGGAAGUUUUGGAUAAAGAUGUCCUGGAUCCAUUGUAGGUCCGUGAAUCAGAUUGUUCAAAAUUAACCAAAAUUAAAUAUGAAUCAUGUCAGAAAACUCUACUUAAGAUAUGAAUAAAAUUGUUAAAACAAAUUGCUACACAGAGUGAGAGAUCACGGCACUCAACAGAGCAGUUCUUUAUGGUCAAACAUACUGGGGUAGAUUAACUGAUGAGUCUGUGCCUCUAGUCCACUGACUGUAAAAUAUACAGUCAAUGCUCUAGUCUCUGAUUAUAUAAAUCUGCGUUCUCAGACUCGAUUUAUCUGGCUGAGGCUGGGCCGUAUGGGGUUGAAUUUGUGCCAAAAAAUAUGUUUUUGCGUCCACUGUCUAUAUAUUUUGCUCAUUCUCUGUGUCUGCUGAACAAGUUUAUCAAACAUUUGUUCAUGUCUAUGUACCCCUAAGCAAUAUCGUCUGUGAAACGACGGGAGCUAACGACGCUACUAACUGGGACUUUUCUGAUGACCAGAUCCAACGACAAUAGCAAAUGCAAAGUUUAAAGCAUAAAGCUGAAACAUCCCAAAGCAGAUACAAAGCCAGUGGACAUGCAGAAGAUAUUGCUUAGUAGACAUUGAACUUUCAUAUUGAGGCGGGGGCUGCAAAAUAUCGACUUGGGGCCACAAACGGCCAGUUUGAGACCUCUAACCUAAACUGAAAGCAUAUUUAGUAAUGUCUAUAGCAGGACAAAAUCUGCUUUUUCUAAAGUAGUUUACUAAGCAAGAUAUGUCCCCAUGAGAUCAUCUAAUUUACUAUUAGGAGAAGGUCUAUUUAAGAAUAUGUUUUUGUUUUGUUUUUCUUAUUUUUAACAGAUUUCAACGAAAACAAAUGAUUCUUCAGUUCAAGACAGUUUAGAUGUUAUUAGUGAGUCAAACUACCCGUAACAACACUUUCCUUCAUGGACUGAAACCUGCUAAAUAUGCUAAUUUUUUGGAGAGUACAGUUAGAAGCUGCAGCACAAAAACACCACGCCAAGGCACACUACAAGUAAAGUAUAGCUAGAAACUGAAACAACGGUAGUUGAUUAUGAAUGAAGCACUAAUGUAGAUUUGUAAAUGGAUUUUUUCCGUUUGAGCAGGUUCUUUCUGCUACUAUCUGGUGCCAAAAGCACCAUGUGGUCAGAGUAUCCGAUGUGCUGUCAACUUUUAUUUUGGAUCCACCUGUACACUCUGUGAUGUUGAGAAGAUUCCCAAAGAGCAGCUUAUGUACUUGCUUUGAAGGAGAGUAUGGAGAAAAUGGUUCUCUGUUAUCAUUGUACAUCGUUGGAGUUCGCGAUGCCGAUCAUCUAGAUUAUUUUCAUACUGUAGAUCUAGUUUGAUUUGUAUCCUUACUUGUGUGGAUCACCUGACAUGUCACUACAUGCACUGCUGUUUUAUGUUGCACACUGUUGUGUUGUGCAGGUACUGCAGUACUGUGGGGGGUUGUAUUCAUUCCUUCCACAUGGUCACAGUACUCAAGCGAGUCUGAGAGGGUGGGGGUUCUGGCGCUAGCUAACAUAGCUGUUGUGAGUGAAUGUUCAUCUGGGGGAGUGGCUUUCCUCUCAAGCUGAAACAGAACUGAAGAUUCUGGACAUUUACGACUUCAAGCUUAGAAACCGGAGCUGUUUCCAGUCCUACUGGGUCAUUGUUGAGCCCCAUGUGAGAGCAUGGGUGCGCGGAGAUGUUAAUGGUGCUGAAAACAAAGACUCUUAUGUCGCACAUCAUGUCGAUCGUGAUUGGGCAAUGUACAGAUGACUCAUACAUGGAUCAUCCAAUCACGGGCCAAGGGAGGUUUUGUUUUCCCUGAUUAGGUAACAAACCAGUUCUCUGUUGUUUUUGGUAAAUAGUUACUAGUGUUGCGCUGGUUAUAUAUCGACUUGAACAAAAGCAGCAAAAUGAUUUUAAAAACUCAAAUCAUCUUUUACUAUUGAGGUAUUCAUGUUUAUUUAUUUUUGUAUUUGUUUUAUAUCUAUGUAUUGUUUACUCACUUGGUGGCCAUGUCUUUGGUAUGACUCUUAUAUUAAGAUGUAAAAAGUGAAAAUAGAUUCUUUUUUUUUACUCAUUCUAUAUAUCUGUAAAUACCAGAGUGAUGCUAAUCUAGAAUGUGCGUGUCCGAGUAUGUGUGCUUUGGUAUGUAAGUAUGUCUUGUAUGUAUGUACUAUAAGGAUGUGCUCUAAGGUUUUUGUUUUUUUUUUCAAAAUGCUGCUUAAACAUCCUCUGAAUGAAGGAGCAGAAAAACAAACCAGUGGUUCAAAUAUCUAUGACGAUGUUAAAAAAAGAAACUCAAAAAGCUGUGCUGAUUACUGUAGAUGGGAAAAAAGCUGUAGUAAACAUGGCUGAAUGGCCUUCAAAAUAAA
Messenger RNA from Oryzias melastigma (Indian medaka), 7996 nucleotides. RefSeq names its product XK, Kell blood group complex subunit-related family, member 7 (gene xkr7b). Bases 199 to 2022 code for a protein of 607 amino acids. Gene Ontology annotation, biological process: engulfment of apoptotic cell; apoptotic process involved in development; phosphatidylserine exposure on apoptotic cell surface. The transcript is spliced from 4 exons. The record is from RefSeq and is a predicted model, not a curated record. Gene Ontology annotation, cellular component: plasma membrane. Lineage: Eukaryota; Metazoa; Chordata; Actinopteri; Beloniformes; Adrianichthyidae.